Molecule: messenger RNA, 5176 nt
Organism: Daphnia pulicaria
Lineage: Eukaryota; Metazoa; Arthropoda; Branchiopoda; Diplostraca; Daphniidae
Product: disintegrin and metalloproteinase domain-containing protein 10-like
Exons: 14
Coding region: 657-4649 (1330 amino acids)
Biological process (GO): Notch signaling pathway; membrane protein ectodomain proteolysis
Cellular component (GO): plasma membrane
Molecular function (GO): metalloendopeptidase activity
Source: RefSeq, a predicted model, not a curated record
CGAGUCAGGUAAAAUGUUGGUGGUGGGCCCCAGUGGCUGUUCUGCUGUCUUCCUCGACACACGACGCCAGCAUCAACUUCACACCGAAUUUUUAUUAUAUUUUUCCAGUGUUUUUUGUGUCUGUGUGUGUGUAUGUGUGUUUUCACACAUCUCGUGAAGAAGAAUUCUUUUUUAUUCUCUGACCCAAGAGAGAAAGAAAUUCGUGAUACAAAGAGUUGGUGAGUGUGUGGGAAACUUUCAACGUCAUCAUCAGAUUGUGUGCCCACCACUCUCUGCUGCCAAAGGAAAUUCGAAACCGACGAAAGAAAGAAAAAAGGGAAAUUUGAAAGAAGACGACAAUUCCGCGGUCGACCAUGGACCUGCACGAAGAGACUGCGGCAUUAGUAGCAGUGACUUUGAAAUGAAUUCGAGUCAAGGUCGUGUGAAAGUCUCGUGAAGAAGAAGACAACAAUCAACAACAACAGGAGGCAAAACCGCCGAGGAGAUUAUUAUUACGUCCAUAUACAACAGAAAAGAAUCAGAGAAAAAGGAAACGAUAAUCAGCGCAACACCUUCUGGUCCAACCAAAACCACACACCUAUGCCUGAAGGCUGCCGCUCUACCUGUCAGCAGCGUGAGGAGCUCUGCUGUCAUCGUCAGCAGUUGGCAACAAUAAAAUGGCCAUCCAGCGUUCAACAAAUGGAGCGUACCGGCAUUUCACGGCCUUAUUCAUCUUCUUCCUUCAUUCCCUUGGGCCCGUCUCAGCUGCAACCUCAGGAAUGGUUUUGAAUGAUUUCAUUAGUCAUUUUGAACCACUUUUCUACGACCACCACGAUGUCCGGCUGCAGCACAGUAGAUCCAAAAGAGAAAGCGAUUCCCAGACUCUACACCUACAAUUCAAUGCUCACAACAGGCUUUUCAAGAUUCGAUUACGUCGCAGCGCCGACGUUUUCGCCGAUGACGUCGUCCUGGAAAGCAGCAAAGGAUCCAUCGCCUUUGAUUUGUCCAAGGUCUACCAAGGCGAACUGGAAGAUGACGAUCAUUCUACGGUGAGCGCCGUGCUGACAUCCAGCGGAAUCUUGGACGCCACAGUGUCGACGGCCUCUGAAACUUAUUACGUGGAGCCGGCCAGCCGUUAUUUCGACGCCAGCCAGAAUGUCUCGUUUCCAGCUGUUAUUUACAAAGCGUCUGAUGUACUCCAUCCGGAUCCUCACCAGGAGCACGACGGCUGCGCUUCUCAUCAGCUUUACUUGAAGCAAUUCGAGCAUUUCCACUGUGUCGGACACCGAGGAGAAGACCGUGACGACGACGCCACUAGAACCAAUCGAAACUCAUCGGAUGCUCCUGCUGCUGUGAUACGUUCGUGCCAAGAAGAAGAAGAUAACAACAACCCAAAGAAGGAUAGCGUUGCCCGGGAAGGAAUCGAGCCCAAUCAGCUGAUCGAUCAAACCCUGUACUCUGGUUGGAAUCGUCGCCAUCACGAGAAGCAAAAGAAGAAGAGAAGAUCGACGAUCGAUCACCGCAAGACGACUUGCAUGCUCUACUUGCAAGCCGAUCACCUGUUUUACGGUAAAAUGGGCAGCGAGGAGGCCUGCAUCGAGACCAUGACACGACACGUUCAACGAGUCAACAGCAUUUACAAGAACGUCGACUUUGAUGGAGACGGCCAAGGCGACGAUAUAAAUUUCAUGAUCAAACGGAUCAAAGUCCACACGGAGCAGGCUCUCAACGAAGCCAGUUAUCGAUUUCCAGGCAAUUACGGAGUCGAGAAGUUUUUGGAACUAUUUUCAGAGGAAGAUUACAAUGCCUUUUGUUUGGCGUACAUGUUCACGUAUCGGGACUUUGAAGGAGGGACUUUGGGUCUGGCCUGGACGGGUGAUUUGAAAAACGCCGGCGGCGUAUGCGAAAAGAAUGGCCAUUAUCGCGGCAGUUUGAAGAGCUUGAAUACGGGCAUUGUGACGCUAUUGAAUUACGGCAAACACGUCCCACCCGCCGUCUCUCACGUCACGCUGGCUCACGAAAUCGGCCACAAUUUCGGAUCGCCACACGAUCCAGAAAACAAUCGGGAUUGCACGCCGGGUGGCGAAGACGGCAACUACAUCAUGUUCGCUCGUGCCACUUCCGGCGAUAAGAGGAACAACAACAAGUUCUCACCCUGCAGUCUCAAGAGCAUUAACGGCGUCCUCAGCGCCAAGGCUCGUAACGAGCAAGGCUGUUUCAAAGAACCCCAGAGUGCCAUUUGCGGCAACGGAGUGGUGGAAGCGGGUGAAGAAUGCGAUUGCGGAUGGGAAGAAGAUUGCCAAGAAAAGUGCUGUUUCCCAAUGCGCAGUAUCCAGCUGCCGGGAGAAAGACCUUGCACACUGCGGCCAUCGACCACCUGUUCACCGUCUCAGGGCCCGUGCUGCACGGAAUCUUGCCAGCUGAGAUACGGUGUCAAGUGUCGUGACGACAACGGCUGUCGUGAUUCCGCCUUUUGCGACGGCUCGGGACCUAAAUGCCCGCCUUCCAAUAACAAAGCCAAUAAAACUGUUUGUAACGAAGAGUUUGUCUGCUUCAUGGGGGAGUGCACCGGAUCGAUAUGCAUCGCUUACGGCCUUCAAUCGUGUCAAUGCCUCCAGGGACCCAGCGAUCCGCCGACUAAAGCCUGUGAGCUCUGCUGCAAAUUACCCGGCGACGAUCAACCUUGUUUGUCGUCCUUUGAAUGGAACACUCCGCCCUACGAUGUGCCGUCAGCCCAUGCCAAGGCCGGAACGCCAUGCAAUAAUUACAACGGCUAUUGCGAUGUGUUCCAGCGUUGUCGCGAGGUCGAUCCUUCCGGGCCAUUGGCCACCCUACGACGCCUCUUACUUUCAGAUGAGAGCAUCGCUUCUCUCAAAAAAUGGAUCGAAGAUCACUGGUACAGUGUCCUGUUUAUCGCUGUUGGAUUCAUCACCAUUAUCGCCGUCGUCGCACGGGUGUUCGGCAAACGAGUGGAGCGCAAAAAGAGACAGCGCAGUCAACAACGUGCAUCGCGGACGACGAAUGGAGUGACGACGGCGGCUGCAGCGGCAGCGACAGCCGCGGCGGUGGAUGAGAAUCAAGGCCAGCAUAUCGUACAUCCAGUGGCCGUCAGAUCGGCCAUCCCGCUCAAGCGUAAAGUUCGCGAGAAGGAGAAACGGGCAGGACGCAAAGCCUAUUCGACGGCGUCGGCUCUGGCCGUCUUCCGCAAAGCGAGGAAACCCACCCGCGGAUCGUCGCAGGAUCCGAGAGCCAGGAGAUCCGGCGUGGUCAACACCAAAGAUAAGGUCCGAUCGUGGCUGGAGCGAGAAAAUCCUACGCGGGAAACUAUCGACAGCGAUAACGAAAGUCAUUUCCCAGAAGAGGAAAUCAACUCGGCCGUUAACCAGAUGAGACGGACCAGCAAGUCCAGCACCAGCCUCAAUCAGCAGACGACGGAAAGAACCCAAUCUCAACAACCAUCGAGCAAUCGCAGAAGCUCGUCGAGCGAGUUCUUAUCUCUGUCGCCUCCAUCGCUGGACACGAGCGCCAAGAAAAUGAUGCGAUCCAUUUCGGAAAAUCCGCGCCAUUUGGAAGGGCCCAUCACAACAACAGGAGCGGCUGGGCGCCACCAUUUUUCGCGUUCCAUUUCCCAUGGGCACGAACCCGAUUUCAGUCGUCUCAGUCGCAAAACGGAAUCUCAUUCGCAUUUGCUGUCGAAAUCCGAGUUGGAUCUUGAGCCCCUGGGCGAUUCAUCCGUCAAACCCGCCGAACCGCAACCACAACAACAGGCGACUGUAAUUCAUCCACCCGUCCAGAAGCGAAUCCCCAAUCCCAGCAGCAGCAGCAAAAUCCCCAAAUCCUCGACGGAAGGGCAGCUGAAAGCCUCUUCGAAAACCUCUUCCAGUUCGAAAACCAAGACAUUUUCAUCCUUUGAAUUUUUAAAUCUCAUUACUGGAAACAAGAACUCGAAUCCUACGGAUAAAUCGAGCAAACCGGCGGCACGUACAGCUCGUGGCAGUCACGCCGAUGGGGACGCUUCGUCGGCUAAAAUACGAAAGAAAAUCGGUUUGGGUCCGGUGAAAGUUGUUUUAAAGUGGCACGGAGCUGGAAGGGCGUCCAGAGUCAAGGCUCCAGCCCAAACGACGGCGGCGGUCAGCAAGUCCAAGGCGGAUGGGGAGAAGCGGAAUAAUAACAAGAACAACAAUAAAAAGAAGCGGGUGAUUGUCUAUAAAAAUGGUAACCCGACGGCCAACGGUGCGGGUGCCUUCCCAGCGGAGAGGAAAUCAAUGGAGCCCAAACCUCUAACAGCAUCAUCCACUCAAUCUAAAUUGAACGAAAUUGAAAUGGCCAAUGAUGUGGGCUCCGCUUCCAGUAAUAAUACCAAGGACGUCGUCAACAUUAUUGCUAAUCCACUUCCGGAAUUAUCAGCGGAACAACCAUCCAGGCCGUCUGCCGAAGCCAUUUUUCGCUCACGACGUUACUCGAUGCAGGAACGUCUCUCUCAGCCUCCGCCACUGGUCCGUCGGGUCUCGGAGAUUCACACGUCCACGUCCAGUGGUUACCAGCCGCCACCGCCGCAACAUCACAACAACAGCCGACGCAAUCGUCACAGCUGGACCGUCGGAAUCCUGCCAGAAUUCCCUCUCAACCCAACCGAAGAGAUUGGCAUCGAUAUCGAACAUGACUGUUAAAUUGUUAAUUUUUUCUUUAUUUGUCUAAUUUCCAUUAUUAUUUUGAACUCCAUCUGGCGUUCAAAGAACCAAGAGACCAUAGUCAGGUCUCAACUAUUUUGAUUGCGCGAUCACAAUUCCGAUGAUGAGACAAACUUGAUUUAUUUUUAUUAAUUUAAAUCUAGAGCUUAAUUGAAAGCAACAAGAAAGUGAGGGGGGGGGGUAGCAUUUCUGUAUACUAGCUCCGCUUUCGUGAUCGAAAAUUCCGUUAGUUCCAUUUCCAAGUGUAAACCGAUUGAUGCAUAUCAAGCGAAGAAAAAAACAAAAAUGUCGAUCAGUUUGAAAAUGAAUUCUUACGAAUUGUUAACCAACUGAUAUAUACAUAUACAUUAUAUAUUUAUGUAAAAAUAUUUCCGUCAAGUGAGUGAUGACAUGUUAUUCCUACCAGUAUGUGUACGUAUGUUUAUGCGAGUGUGUAUGAGUGUAUAAGAAAUGCUGAUUUUAAAACAUGUUUGUUUCGUUCUCAAUACAGUAUGUUUCCAACUUAA